AUCUCAUUCGUCAGAUGAAAAUAGCUCAAGGUCAAGAGGAAUAUCUAAACUGGGACAUUGAAAUCAAUUCUCUCAUUUAGUUUAUUCUUUUUGCGAAUGUAAGAAGUUACUUGAACGGCGAAAUAAACUUUGAGUUAUGGACCAAAGGGCCAUUAAAGGGUUAUGUAGUUCAAUUCACCAGCGUAAUUAAUUGAACGUGCUUUCUGAAGCCGUAUGAAGGAAUUCGGUGUAGAUAUAUAAAGUGAAGUGACGCUUAGGUUAAUAUAAUUGUUUAAAAAGUUGUAUUGAACAAAUUCAACAAAGAAAGACAAUAGUAAAUCAAGAAGAAAAUGGCUUCAGUAAACUCAGAUUUUUCGAAAAAACGUUUGGAGGAAGACGAAGAAACUACCGUUGGGGAAGCACAAGAAAGGAUCCAGUUUGAUAUUGAAGAUCCUUCAAGAAAACGUUCUAAUAAACCUCCUCUUAAUAGACGUUCGUCUAUUUUCCAAAUCAAAGAGAAGAUAGCUCCAGAUAAUGUAUUGCCUGGUGUUUAUAAGACAGUGUCACAUCAAAUCGAUGCUAAUUCUCAAAUUGAUUACUCCCAGUCAAGAAAGCACGAUAACUCAGAACCUCCUUUGGUAGACUAUACUUGGAAUGUCGAACCAAUCGAUCAAAUCGUUGCAACAUUGUCUUCUGAUGCUGCCAAUGGUUUAACUACUUCAAUUGCAAACGAACAUGCUAAAAAGUAUGGUGAAAAUGUUCAAUCAAAACCUCCUUCAAAUUUACUCAAGAAACUUUUCAUUUAUUUUUUUGGUGGAUUUGGUAUUUUGUUAUUUGCCGGUGGUAUAUUGUGUAUAGUUUCUUGGAAGCCUCUAGGAAGUCCUCCAGCUGUUGCUAAUUUGAUUCUUGGUAUUGUUCUAUUGGUUGUCUUUCUUUCCCAAGCUCUUUUCAACUUUUGGCAAGAUUUUUCAAGUUCAAAAGUUAUGGAUUCUAUCUAUGAUAUGAUUCCACUCGACUCUCAUGUUAUUAGAGAUGGUCAAUCAAUAAUUAUUCCUGCUAAAGGCUUGGUUCCUGGUGAUUUGAUUUCAAUUCAAUCUGGUGAUAAAGUUCCUGCUGAUAUUAGAAUUUUCCAAAAUUCUAAUGAUUUAAUGUUGGAUAAAUCUGUUUUAACCGGUGAAUCUAAACCUUGUUUUACUCAUUCAAACCCUGAUUCAUUAUACAGCUCCAAUUAUCUCGAAAGUAAUUGUAUUGCAAUGCAAGGUACUUCUUGUGUGAGUGGAAAUGGUCUUGGUAUUGUGGUUUCCAUUGGUGAUGCAACAGUGUUUGGUCAAAUUGCUAAAAUGUCUUCCAAACCAAAGAAAGGAUUGACACCAGUUCAAAUUGAAAUCCUCAGAUUUGUUAUUUUAACUGUAAUUAUCAUUAUUUCUUUGGUGGUUUUAGUUAUUAUUCUUUGGGCUGCUUGGUUAAGAAAAGAUUAUCCUAACUGGAUUAACGUACCUACCUUGAUUGUUGACAUUGUUUCAGUUGCAGUUGCUUUUAUGCCAGAAGGGUUACCUAUUGCUUUAACAACUUGUCUUAUUAUCACAGCUGGUGCUAUGCGUAAGAAUAAAAUCUUAUGUAAAUCACUUUCGGUUGUUGAAACUUUAGGAUCAGUUAGUGUUUUAUGCUCUGAUAAAACUGGUACUUUAACAAAAAAUCAAAUGUUUGUUACCAAUGUUUAUUGCAAUAAAAAGGAAUCUGAACUUUCCGAAGAGAAGUUCGAUGAAGGUUUGGAUACUCUAUACACAGUUGCUGGUUUGUGUAAUGAUUCAACCUCUGGUUCAAACCUUUCAGGUAAUGCAACUGAUCAAGCUACUUUCAAGUUUUCGGAAGGCUUUUCCUUAAAGAAUGAGUUAUCUGCUAAAUGGUUCAAGAGAAGUGAAUUGUCAUUUAAUUCUAAGAAUAAGUUCAUGGUGAAAUUGUUAGAAGCUACAUCCCAAACUGGUUGGGAACUGAUUGGAUUGAAUGGUGACCCAAGUGAUCAUUAUUUAAUGGCUAUUAAAGGUGCUCCAGAUAUCUUAUUGAAUAAAUGUUCUUUAACAACCGAGGCUGGUAUACUCGAGCCUUUGAGUGAUGAAUAUAAACAGAAUAUUUCAUCAGUUCAAACCAACUGGGCCAAAAAUGGUAGAAGGGUUAUUCUUUUGGCUGCUAAAGUGAUUCCAAAGGAAACUUUCAGCGAGCAAAUAUUGACUGAUAGCUUGAAGUCAACUGAAAUUAUUACUGAUAUGAUGAAUGAACAAAGUCCUGAGUUAAUUUUUGUUGGUAUGAUUGGUUUAUGUGAUCCUCCAAGAGAUGGGAUUAGGGAUACUACUGAGAGUUUGAAAUCAGCUGGUAUAAAAAUUGUCAUGAUUACUGGUGAUUUUGAAUUGACUGCUGUUUCUAUCGGUAAACUGUGUGGAAUUGUCUCUGAUAACGAAGGUGUUGACAAUAUUGGAGAUUUAGAUAAACAAUAUUAUGUCGAUCAAAAAGCAAAAGAAUUGCCUAAUCUUGAAAACGAGAUCGACCGUGCUAUUGCUAUAUCCGGUCAUGAUAUGAAUUUUUUGAAUGAUAAUCAAUGGGAUCAACUCACCAAUUAUAAAGAAAUAAUUUUUGCUAGAACUACCCCAGAGCAGAAAUUAAUGAUUGUUAACCAAUUCCAAAAAAGAAAACAUAUAGUAGGUAUGAUUGGUGAUGGUAUUAACGAUGCACCAUCUUUGAGAGCAGCUGAUGUUGGUAUUUCAUUAAAAGAUGGAUGUGAUAUUGCUAAAGAAGCCAGUGAUUUAGUUCUUUUAGAGUCAGUUCAUGCAAUUGUUGAAGCUUUAAAAUUUGGUAGAUUAGUCUUUGAAAAUUUGAAGAAGACUUUGGCUUAUCUUUUACCAGCUGGUACCUAUUCUGAAUUAUGGCCAAUUCUUCUUAAUGUUAUAUUUGGGUUACCUCAAGUUUUAUCAUCUUUCAACAUGAUUAUCAUUUGUUGUCUUACUGAUUGUUUAGGUGCUAUAACAUUAGCCUUUGAACCCAGUGAAAAGAACUUGCUAUUUAAAAAACCUCGUAUUUUAUCAAAGGAAAGGUUGGUUGAUUAUAGAUUGAUCUUGCAUUCUUACUUUAUUGUGGGGACAUUCUAUACAUUCACAUCAAUGUUGGUUGCAUUUUUAAACUUUCAAAGACAUGGUAUCCCAUUCAGUAAACUUACAUUAUCUUACGGUGCCACAGAUAACUUGCCAAACUUUGAAGAUAUCAGUUCCAUGUCUUCAUCAAUCUACUUCGUCAACUUGGUUAUAAUGCAAUUCUUCAACUUACUUUCUAUAAGAACGAGAUACUUGAGUAUUUUCCAACAAAAUCCGUUCAAAAACCAUUAUAUGUUUAUGGCAAUACCCGCUGCUUUAGGUAUCACUUUCAUCAUAAACUACAUACCUGCAAUUCAAAAAAAUUUGAGUACCGGCCAGGUUCCAGUUGAGUAUUACUUCAUAGCAGUGGGGUUUGGCUGCAUCGUCUUCUUAUACGACGAAUUGAGAAAGAUGUAUGUUAGAAAACACCCUCAAUCAUUUGUUGCCAAACUUUCAUGGUAAUCUAGUACCAUAUCGUGUAUAAGUAGUUAUUUAUUUAGUAUAUAUUUUAAAAGAUACAAUUUUUUUUUGAA
Messenger RNA from Hyphopichia burtonii NRRL Y-1933, 3634 nucleotides. Its product is annotated as cation-translocating P-type ATPase. The record is from RefSeq and is a predicted model, not a curated record. Gene Ontology annotation, cellular component: membrane. Gene Ontology annotation, biological process: intracellular sodium ion homeostasis; potassium ion import across plasma membrane; intracellular potassium ion homeostasis. The transcript has a single exon. Lineage: Eukaryota; Fungi; Ascomycota; Pichiomycetes; Serinales; Debaryomycetaceae. Gene Ontology annotation, molecular function: ATP binding; P-type sodium:potassium-exchanging transporter activity; ATP hydrolysis activity. Bases 330 to 3563 code for a protein of 1077 amino acids.